AUUCGUUUUUAUUAUACUUCGAAGCAUAAGUUAGGUUUGCUUAUCCCUCACCAUCAAUGGCUCUACAACCAUUGAAGCUCCCAUGGUUGGAAGAACUGCAAGUGUUACAGAUUCUUCAACUUCUUCUUCUUCUCUUCAUUCCCUGUUUAUUUAUUUCAAAGUUCGUUAGAUCAACCAAGAAAUCCAAUUUGCCACCAUCUCCACCAAAGCUUCCGUUUAUUGGAAAUCUUCACCAACUAGGGACACUUCCUCACCGCUCUCUUAGAGCUCUUUCUCACAAGUAUGGACCUCUCAUGUUCAUGCAGUUGGGCUCUUCUCCAACUCUUGUAGUUUCCUCUGCUGAGAUUCUUGAAGAGAUCACAAAGUCUCAAGAUGUUGUAUUUUCAAGUAGGACCAGAAUGGCCGCCGGUGAGAAGAUCUUCUACGGUUGGAACGGCUUGGCGUUUGCAUCCUACGGUGAGCAUUGGAGACAGAUGAGGAAGUUUUGUGUACUUGAGCUCUUGAGUGUUAAAAGGGUACAGUCAUUCAAGUUUGAUAGAGAAGAAGAAGUUGGUAUCUUGAUUGAGAAGGUAAAUCAUUCUUGUCAAAUGGGAAACUCAGUUAAUAUUACUGAUUUGCUACUCAUUACAUCUAAUAACUUGAUCUCACGAGUUGCUUUGGGUGGGAAAUACCAAGGAGAAGACAAUAAUGAGAGCAAAGUAUGGCUAUUGACUAGGGAAUUGAUAUCAAUCUUCGGAAUAUUUUGUGUGCGUGAGUUCUUCCCAUUGUUGGGAUGGAUUGAUAAACUCACUGGCUUGGAUACAAAAAUAAACAUGACUUUCAAAAGGUUGGAUGCCUUCCUUGAUCAAGUGAUCCAAGAACAUCUCAGGGGCAAAAAGGAUGAUAAGCAAUCAAAUCCGGAAGACUUUGUAGAUCUUUUGCUCCAAGCUCUCAAGGACUCGACAUUCAACAUUCCCCUCACUCACAACAACAUCAAAGGAAUCCUUCUGGACAUGUUUGUUGGUGGAAUUGAUACAACAGCAGUAACUGUUGAAUGGGCACUGGCAGAGGUUAUUAGGAACCCAAGGGUGAUGAAGAAAGCCCAAGAAGAGGUAAGAAGAGUGGUGGACAAGAAAUCCAGAGUUGAAGAAGAUGAUAUUUGUAAAAUGGACUACUUAAAGUCCAUCAUUACGGAAUCGCUAAGAUUACAUCUUGCUUCGCCCUUGAUUCCACGAGAAACUACGAGAGAUACUGAUAUCAAAGGUUACCAUGUCCCUUCUAAGACAAGAGUUUUUAUUAAUGCAUGGGAGAUACAGAGGGACCCCAAAUUAUGGGAUAAUCCAGAAGAGUUUAUUCCAGAGAGAUUUACCAACAGCCCAAUUGAUUUUAAAGGCCAGGAUUUCAAAUACAUUCCUUUCGGCACAGGACGAAGGAGUUGCCCAGGAAUGUCAUUUGCAUUGGCAUCCUCUGUGUUAAUUCUUGCCAACCUCUUAUGCUGUCUUGACUGGGAGUUACCAGGGAAUUCCAAAAGAGAAGACAUAGACAUGACUGAGGCUUUUGGGAUUGCACUUUUUAAAAAAGAUCCUCUUUAUCUUCUUCCAAAACCUUACCUUUAUUAAACUUAUU
This is a messenger RNA of Telopea speciosissima, 1605 nucleotides long. RefSeq names its product cytochrome P450 71A1-like. Gene Ontology annotation, molecular function: iron ion binding; oxidoreductase activity, acting on paired donors, with incorporation or reduction of molecular oxygen; monooxygenase activity. The transcript has 2 exons. Lineage: Eukaryota; Viridiplantae; Streptophyta; Magnoliopsida; Proteales; Proteaceae. The record is from RefSeq and is a predicted model, not a curated record. The coding region runs from base 57 to 1598 and encodes 513 amino acids.